GGGCUCGCUUACUGCACUCAGCUGGGCUCGGACGGAAGAAUGAAAGGUCUCCGCUGGCAUUACACUCGGCUGCCCAGCCAGGUGGAGGACGCUCUGUCUGGGGAGGAGGGUGAGGAAGAGGAAGAGGAAAAGGAGGAGGAGACAGCCCCAGCCCCAGCUCCUGCUCCUGAAGAUCCAGUGGAGCCCCAGCUGGCAGAAGCCAGCCAGGUUCUGGGAGCCUCGGAGAUGAGGCAGCUCAGCCUCCACCUCCCCCCGAGAGUCGCUGGACACUCCUGGAGUCUGGCCUUUUGCACGUCGAGGGACGGCUUCAGUCUGCGGAGCCUGUACAGGCAGAUGCAGGGCCACGGCGGGCCGGUGCUGCUGGUGCUGAGGGACCGGGAUGGCCAGAUGUUUGGGGCCUUCUCCUCCUCGGCUAUUCGACUCAGCAAAGGCUUCUACGGUACUGGCGAGACGUUCCUCUUCUCCUUCUCUCCACAGCUGAAGGUCUUCAAGUGGACAGGAAACAACUCUUUCUUUGUGAAAGGAGACGUGGAUUCACUGAUGAUGGGCUGUGGCAGUGGCCACUUUGGGCUGUGGUUGGAUGGAGACUUGUAUCACGGGGGGAGCCACCCUUGUGCGACCUUCAACAACGAGGUGCUGGCCCGGCAGGAGCAGUUCUGCAUCAAGGAGCUAGAGGCCUGGGUCCUGGGCUGAUGCCCUGGUGGGCAGCUUCCUGGGGCAACAGGGGCUUGGAUCUGCCCCUGGAUGCCUACGAGGCCUCCCUCACCCUGGGCCGUCCAUUCUGUCCGAAACACAGAUGGCGAAGUGUCUCAGUGUGGACUGUGGCUGUGAGCCAGCCUCCCGUCGCCCAAGGACCAAGACAGGCAUGGGCACAGCCCAUGUUCUCCUGGAGAGGGGACUUUGAAGGAGUGAAAGCACUUAUACCUCACCCGAGCAGCACAAAGUCCCUCAGAAAAAAUGAUCUUUUUAGAGAGUAUACAGUUAAUACAUGUUUACUGUAGAAAACCCAGAAGAUAUAAAAGAAUUAAAGUUGCCUAAAAUUCAACCACCCCCCAAAACACUAACAUUUCAUGUAUAUCCUUCCAGACAAUUUUCCAAGGAGAUAUAUAUAUAUCUUACAAAAUGGGAUUCUACUCUGUAUGUUUUAGACAUUAUUUUAACUUAAAGAAUAUUGUCAAACCAUAGACACCAGGACUCAACCAGUGAAAUUAGACUCCA
Messenger RNA from Kogia breviceps (pygmy sperm whale), 1218 nucleotides. NCBI's taxonomy places the organism in Eukaryota, Metazoa, Chordata, Mammalia, Artiodactyla, Physeteridae. The record is from RefSeq and is a predicted model, not a curated record.